CGAAGGAAUACCCUCAAUGUUCGUGGGGUCGGCAAUGGCAACCCCACCUUGCGUAAUCCAGACUUCGUUCCGCCCGAGCACAAUCGUAUUGUUCGCGCAAUUACCAACCAUGGCCAACGCCAAAGUCGACGCAUUUGAUAAUGCCGAAACGUCAAGCCUGACACUCGGUCAUGACCUCCGUGCCCGAGUCCCCGUGCAUCUGGCGCUCCGGCCAGAACAUGCCCGCGUUUCCGACGAUAUGAUCUCUCCUGACGGCACAGCAGGCUCCACAGUUCAUGGCGAUAUAUGCAGAUGCCUCUCGACCCUUUCUGGUGCCCAGUUGAGGACGGCGCUCUCGAGCGGGAUCCUAUUGGUAAAGCUGGUGCUGGCGCGCGGGCGCGAGCGCAUGCCCUCGAGAACGGUGUCCUCCCCGAACCUGGGAUCCUCGAGACUCGGCCCUCACGGUGCCCAUCGUCGACCUGGGCCCGCAGUUUUCAGUGA
Messenger RNA from Gaeumannomyces tritici R3-111a-1, 480 nucleotides. RefSeq lists its product as hypothetical. The record is from RefSeq and is a predicted model, not a curated record. The transcript has a single exon. NCBI's taxonomy places the organism in Eukaryota, Fungi, Ascomycota, Sordariomycetes, Magnaporthales, Magnaporthaceae. The coding region runs from base 286 to 480 and encodes 64 amino acids.